This is a messenger RNA of Dicrocoelium dendriticum, 459 nucleotides long. NCBI's taxonomy places the organism in Eukaryota, Metazoa, Platyhelminthes, Trematoda, Plagiorchiida, Dicrocoeliidae. The record is from the annotation of a GenBank genome assembly.
AUGUAUAUAUAUAUUCUCGGUGGUGCACGAGGCCCACCGCCAAAGCAGGAGCAAAUAUUAUGUGUUUGGGGGGUGGGAGGGUGGGGUAGGUGGGUGGGUGGGGGUGUGGGGGUGGGGGGGGGGGUGAGGGGGUGGGGGUGGGGGGUGGGGGUUGUGGGGGGUGGGGGGGUGGGUGGGUGGUGGGGGUGGGUUGUGGUGGGGGUGGUGGGGGGGGGGGUGUGUGGGGGGGGGGGGUUGGUGGGGCGUGGGUUGGUGGGGGUUGGGGGGGGGGGUGGUGGGUGGGGGGGUGUGGGUGGGGUUGGUGGUGGGUUGUGGGGGUGGUGGGUGGGGGUGGUGGGUGGGGGGGUGGUUGGGUGGGGUGGUGUGGGGGGGGUGGUGGGGGGGUGGUUGGGUGGGGGGUGGGGUUGGUGUGGGUGGUGGGGUGGUGGGUGGGGGUGGGUUGGGGGGGGGUGGGGGUGA